UUCUAAAGCGGCCUACAGACAAAAUGGUUAUCUACGGAGUUUACAUUGUGAACAAGUCCGGCGGGUUGAUAUUCAACUUGGAUCACAACCUACCGAAAAUAGAGACGGAGAAAACGUUUAGCUAUCCGCUGGAUAUCAAUCUGGACUACGAGGGUAAAAAGGUGUCGGUAGCUUUCGGACAGCGUGAUGGAAUUAACGUUGGCCACACACUGAUCAGUGUGAAUGGUGUGCACGUAAACGGAACGGCGCUCGAGGACGGUCGUGACGCAAAGGAGGUGAUCGAAAACAAGGACAACUACCCGCUAACGCUAAAGUUCAGCCGACCAAAGAUGACGACAAAUGAGAAAAUCUUUCUGGCCAGCAUGUUCUAUCCGCUGUUCGCCAUUGCCAGCCAGCUGAGCCCAGAACCGAAGAGUAGCGGCAUCGAAGUUCUGGAGGCCGACACAUUCCGCUUGCAUUGCUUUCAGACACUAACGGGAGUGAAGUUUAUGAUUGUCGCCGAAAACCUCCAGCCCGGAAUCGAUGUGCUGCUCCGACGUAUCUACGAACUGUACGCAGACUACGUCCUCAAAAACCCGUUCUAUUCCCUCGAAAUGCCCAUUCGCUGCGAACUGUUUGAUACGAACUUGCAAGCGUUGCUCGAUCAAGUAGAAAAGGGUGGUGUUGUUAGCGCCUAGAGUAAAUGGUCGGUACGAAAUUAUUUAUCCACAUAAUAUUAAAAGGUGA
This is a messenger RNA of Anopheles cruzii, 726 nucleotides long. It is a transcript of the gene Trs23, whose product is annotated as trafficking protein particle complex subunit 4. Lineage: Eukaryota; Metazoa; Arthropoda; Insecta; Diptera; Culicidae. Gene Ontology annotation, cellular component: TRAPP complex. The transcript has 2 exons. Bases 24 to 677 code for a protein of 217 amino acids. The record is from RefSeq and is a predicted model, not a curated record. Gene Ontology annotation, biological process: endoplasmic reticulum to Golgi vesicle-mediated transport.